Molecule: messenger RNA, 603 nt
Organism: Enterobius vermicularis (human pinworm)
Lineage: Eukaryota; Metazoa; Nematoda; Chromadorea; Rhabditida; Oxyuridae
Source: the annotation of a GenBank genome assembly
AUGAUUGGGGUGGGUUGCGACACCGCAAUUCAGUGCACUCCGUAUCACACUGGCAAAACAACUUGCAUCGACGGCUGCUGUUGUACAGUACCUGAAUCUUACACUUCAAAACCGAAUCUUAGUUUUGAAAUUACGGUUAAUCAGUGCAUUGCUGCUUUUGUACAAAGCACUGGAUUUUUUUUGAUUAGUUUUGCAUUAUUUAAAGGGUAUUGUUACAAUGGACAGCUAUCUCAAGUUCGGUGUAGUUCGAGGAAUCAGUGUGGGGCUGGACAGACUUGUAUGAAUGGACUUUGUUGCACGACCAUAGGGGACGAGUAUCAAUAUACUUGUGGUGGCAUAGCAGCUUUGGGAAGUUGCGCAGACAAUGGCACUUGCACGGGUAACAUGCAUUGCAAUCCAUCAAAUUACUGCUGUGAAUGUCCGGUUGGGAGAAGCAGCGGCCUCUGCAAUGAGGGUGUUUGUCCUUCUGGUUUCAUCUGUAACAGCAAUGGUUACUGCUGUGCAUCAUGUCCAAACAAUGAAACACCUUACGGAGCCUGCAGGAAUGGAGUUUGCGGAGACGGCUCAAAAUGUGUAGCUGGAAAUAUCUGCUGUUUUGUGUAG